AUGGAUGAUGACAAAAUUGCAUUGGUAACUUUUACAGAAGGAGAAGGAUUUGAUAAAAAUCAAAAAUUAAAAAGUGAAUUAUAUCCAUAUUCAGAAAGUGGUAUUUCGUUACUUGAAUUAUGUUGUUAUCAUGGAUCUGUUGAUUGUUUUAAGUUUUUAAGAACGAAAUUUCAAUCAGAAAUCACUCCAAAUUGUCUUAGAUAUUCGUUUUUGGGUGGAAAUCAAGAAAUUAUAAAUGAAUGCUUGAAAGUACAAAAACCAGAUGAUGAAUGCAUGGAAUAUGCAAUUAUUUCACACAAUAUUGAUUUUGUUACAUUUUUGAAGAAUGAACACAACAUCAAAAUUAAUUUAAAAUUGUGCUGUAAACACAACAAUCUUCAAUCAUUUUUAGUUUAUUUGGAUCAAACAAAUAAUAAUAACACAGGUUUUGUUUAUUCUCCGAAUUUCCUUCUUUCAUUACUUUUAGAAUAUCAUAUUUUAAAUGGUGCAGAUGUCAAUGAAAAAGACGAAGAUGAAUGGACCCUUCUUCAUCAUGCAGCCCGUGAUAAUAGCAAAGAAUUUGCAGAAAUUCUUAUUUCAAAUGGUGCAGAUAUCAAUGCUAAAACUGAAGAUGGAUUUACCCCUCUUCAUUAUGCAGCCAGAGAAAAUAGGAAAGAAAUUGCAGAAAUUCUUAUUUCAAAUGGUGCAGAUAUCAAUGAUAAAGACAAAGAUGGAUGGACACCUCUUCAUUGUGCAGCCAAAUAUAAUAGCAAAGAAAUUGCAGAAAUUCUUAUUUCAAAUGAUGCAGAUAUCAAUGCUAAAGACUAUCAUGGAUGGACUUCUCUUCAUUGUGCAGCCAGAUAUAAUAGCAAAGAAACUGCAGAAAUUCUUAUUUCAAAUGAUGCAGAUAUCAAUGCUAAAGACUAUCAAUUAUGGACCUCUUUUCAUUAUGCAGCCAUGCAUAAUUGUAAAAAACUGCAGAAAUUCUCAUUUCGAAUGGCGCAGAUAUCAAUGCUAAAGACAAAGAUGGAUGGACCCUUCUUCAUCUAG
Messenger RNA from Trichomonas vaginalis G3, 1029 nucleotides. Its product is annotated as spectrin binding. Gene Ontology annotation, molecular function: protein binding. The record is from RefSeq and is a predicted model, not a curated record. The transcript has a single exon. NCBI's taxonomy places the organism in Eukaryota, Parabasalia, Trichomonadida, Trichomonadidae. The coding region runs from base 1 to 1029 and encodes 342 amino acids.